UACCGAGCAGUUUCAGUCUCGCAGCGACAAUUCGUCAGUGAAAGAUCGCGGACUAAAUUUUAUUUAAACAAAAUCAACCGUUUUUUUUUUUGUCACAUUUUAUUAUAAAUAAAUUAUAGAUCCAAACAAGCGAAAGCUGUGAGCAUCAUUUAUUACGAUUAUAAUUAUUAACAUUAUAACCCGGACAAUUUACCAUCUAGUCGACAUUACAUCUAGUAUUUUCGUUCGGUUAUUUUUUACCCGAGUAAUAUUGUUUUUUACUUUUAUAUUUAAUUAAAAAAAUCUAUAAUUAAUUAAUAAAAAAAAAUAACAACGUGUGUUUUGUGGUAAUUGUGUGAAACCAAAGUUAUUUUAUAUUUUUUUACAAUACCUAUUUUACUUGUCAAAUUAAUGAAAGUUUUAUCAGAUAAAUAAUUGAUUAAUUAUUUAUUAAAAUAACAGUAAUAUAAAGAAAGACGGAAGAUAAUUUUAAAAAAUAAUAAAAGUGUGGUUAUUUGUAAUUCGUGGUGUCAUUUUUAUGUAACUAAAUUGUUUAAUAAUUAAAUAAAAUAAAUAAAUAAAAUUACCUAUCAUAUUGGAGUGGGAUAGUUAACAUAUUGUGAUAAAAAAUAACCAGUUAGCAAAGGGCAUUAAUUGCCGAGUAUUUUCUGUCAACUGAUACCAAAACAGCCUGACCAUUCUCUUCUCCAAGCCAAAGAUGGACAUAGAGGUGCAGGUGGCAUUGAACUUCGUGAUAUCUUAUCUCUACAAUAAGUUACCGCGGAGACGCGUGAAUAUAUUCGGAGAGGAGCUGGAGAAAGCGCUGAAAGACAAGUUCCAGGGGCACUGGUACCCGGAAAAACCCUUCAAGGGCUCGGCGUUCAGAUGUCUGAAGACUGGGGACCCAAUUGACCCGGUGCUGGAGCGUGCGGCCAAAGAGAGCGGGGUCCCGAUCCAGGACAUUCUGGAAAACCUUCCCACUGAGCUGGCUGUCUGGGUCGACCCUGGUGAAGUCAGCUACCGGAUCGGCGAGAAGAACAUGAUAAAGAUCCUGUACUCGGAAAGCGCAGACCUCCACGACGAGAGCUCAGCAGACCGCGAGGUCACCAAGACCUUCAACCCGGAGGCCCAAUGCUUCAGACCGAUUGAAGCUGUAGGGACUUCCCUGAGCGGGCUGAGUUUGAGUCCCAAGUCCACUUCACCCUUCCCGUCCUCUCUUGGCAGCAACGCCAGCAACGGCUCUUCCAACAACCAAAGCGGCCACGGCUCCGGCUCCUCAUCAGCACCCUCUCCCACGCCAAUUACAAACUCCUUCAAGGGAUCGCCUAGUCCGGUUCCGGCUUUUAUUCCUCGCUCCACCGCUCCCUUGACCUUCACUACUGCUACUUUUGCUCAGACUAAAUUUGGAAGCACCAAGUUGAAAACUAGCAGCAAACGAGCAAACAGAUCAUCAACUUCCAGAAUGUCACCGACCGAAUUUUCAAACUACAUAAAGCAGCGCGCGAUGCAGCAGCAGAUUCACCACCACCACCACCAUCAGCACCAACAACAGCAACAACAGCAAUCCGGCCUACCAGUAUCUCAAAAUUCACCGACGAGCCGGUCGCUCUCUCCAGGGGUAGGCUCUCCCCCACAGCCCCAGCAACCGCAGCAGCACACCGACCCCAGCGCUUACUUCUUCCCGGGGCCUUACCACCCCCAGUUCACCCACCGCAACAUCUUCGACUCCUCCAGUCACGGCGGAUACUUGCCUGAUCUGUACGGCGCCAAGUUUCCCUCGUCCUACUUGGACCCCUCUAACAUCUCGCACCAGUUCUACGGAGGCGUAGGUGGGGGAAGUUCCCCCGCCUCUAACCUCGGGCCCAUCGGGUCCGCCGUAAGCAGCUCCUCCGCCAACAGUCAGCAAGAAAAAACGACCCUCGUCGACGGACUCAACAACUUCGGGCUGGGGUCCGUCACCCCCUACCCCGCCAGCCAAUAUCAGCACCUUCUCGUCGCGAACUAAUGUCCCCCCUCCAGGAUCCUCGCUUGCCCGCCACGUCCAUCUUCGGUCGUCUAACAUCGCGGCGCCUGAUUCAAAUUUAAAAACUUCGGAGAUAAGAAAUUAAAAAAAUUUUCAUUAAUUAUUUAUUAAGAAAUAAUUGCUUAAUUAUUCACAUUUUUGCAAAAAAUCCCCUUUCCACUAAGCGUUUUUUUUUUUAUAUAAAAAUUUAGCUUUCCCCCUUCUCUUUGUCACCCUCUUCGCGUUUCUGGAUGCCGGCCCGAUGCGAUUUUGAAAUGAGAAAUAAAAAAAAUUAAAAUUAAAGCCGGAACUGUUAUCAAUGAAUCUAACCGGUGGAUUUUAUAAUUAGGGACAACACUAAUUAAUAAACACUGACAACAAUAAUUUAAAAAAAAAAAAAGAAAAAAGAAAAUAUUGAUGAUAAUAUUAAUAUUAAUAAUAAUACUAUAAAAUAAAAUAAAAUAAAAAUAAUAUGAUAUUUAUUACCAUCAAUCUAAAAUAUAACAACAAAUAAUAAAUUACCUUUGUGUAAUAAUUUAUUUUUUCACUGGAUUAGUCGAAGAAUAUUAAAUAUUAUAUCUGUAGAGCCUAUGUAAUUAUAAUUAACAAUGCACUCGGGGUUAUUUAAUUAAUGGAUGACAGCACAUUCUCGACCAAAACGUACUGAGAAAGAUAUUAAGAUAAAUAUUCCGUCAUACCAUCGAAACUCGUCCUUCGGUACGAUCUUACAUUUUAUUUUUAUAAUGAAGAGUAUCUAAUCUUAUAAUUAUAAUUACAAAUAACAGAAUUAAUAGAUGGUCGUGGCGCGUAAGUGGCUGUUUGAAAACAGAAACAAAAAACAAAAACAAAAAAAAAAGGAAAAAUGUUUUUUUUAUGAUUAUUUUAUUUUUUGUUAGUUUUUUUCUAUUGUAGAUUUAUGAUUUUAUAAAAAUGAAUUUUUUUUUUUUUAAUUAUAAAUAUCGAUAAUAUUUAAUUGUAAAAAAUGAAAAUUGUUUUUUUUUAUUUUUUUAUCCCUUUUUUAAGUAUUAAUUUUUAUUUACUUGGCCACGUACGAGUCGACGUCAAUUAGAUUAUUUAAUCGGUGUAUUAAUUGUAAUUAAUUGGGAGGAUUGAGAGGUAUGGAUUAUUUUUUUUUAGAUUGACAAAUGUCGAACAAAAAUAAUAAUAAUAAUUAUUAUUAAUGAAUAACAAAAAAAAAAAAUAAGGUGAUUAUACGAGCAUCGAGUGAUAGAAAUAUUUAUUUAAAAAAUCGGUGUCACGAGCCGCGGGCCGGACACUUAGGUGCUAAAAGUAUUACUGUUAUCUUGAAUCGCGGAAAAUAAAUGGACAAUUGUGUCUUGACACUUGGUACAAGGCAUUAAUUUGAAAAGGAAUGAAUUUAAUAAAUAAAAUAAAUUGAAUAAUAAUACGUUGACAACUUUCGGAUCUAAAGAGGGUAGAACGAAUUAAAAACACCAGUACCCUUUUUUUAUAUAAAAAAUAAAAAUAAUAAUAAUGAUAAAAUAAUAAUAUCUAAACUUAAUUAUUAUUAUACUAUUAAACGAUACGUACGACUGUGGUAGCUAUGCUAGUACCUGCUAUUGUUAACAAAAAUAAUAAAUAAAAGAUGAAUGAUGAUUUAAAAAGAAAUAAUAACUAAAAUGAUUGGGAAAUGAAUUAAAUCAGUGCGACGAAGACGAGAUGAGUUUUCACAUGAUUGCUUUUAAUGAAAAAAAACAGUCACUGAAGAAUAAAUAAUAAAUAAAUAAAUUCAUAAUAAUUAAUAAUAUAUUAAUUGAUUCAUUUGAUAAAUUAAUAAUCAAUCAAGUCUUAUCGUUGGCACAAAUGUCAAAAUUCAUUAAACGCGGGUUAAUUGCAAUAAAUCGGAAAUCAAAUCGAUCGUUAGCGAAAUUUCAAUCUUGCUGAUGAUUAAUCAAACAUGAUGUAUACUCUGAUAAAAGUAACUUUAAUGAAAAAAAAAAAAAAAUAAUAAAUAAAAACAAAUAUAAGAUUUAAUAAUAUUAAUAUUGCGAGCGAGGUUAUUUAUCGGUUGGGACGAUUCUAUUAAUGGUGCAAUAAAAUAGUGAGAUACGUAUGGAAAAUUUUUGGGUUAUUGUAAUAGGUCGGUUGGUAGUUUAUUGGAAAGUCGGCGAUUGUUUAUAGCCAAUUUUAAUGAGCUUUUUCAGUAGAUAAAUAUCUAGAAAAUUUGUACAAAAUUGAACGAUUUGAUGCAAUAAAAAUUUUUUUUCAUAAAUAUCAAUAAUUUUUACUAGAAAAAAAUCGAUGAUUUUAUAAGAAAAAUUAUUAAAUGAAAAUUACAAAAGCCAUUAAUAUUAAUAUUCGGUACAAAUUAUCGGUACAUGUAUGUGAUGUUAGAAAAUUACAAUUGUAAUUGAAUAAAAAUUGGCAUUAUAUCAUAGAAUCGGUAGAAAAAAUUAGAAAAAUGAACUGUUAUUAAAAUUAUAACUUAUCGUUGUGAUUACUAAUUAUAAAUCAGUGAAAAUUAACUGUGUUAAUCGAUUAUAUAGUGACCGUUAAUUUAUACUAAUUCGAUAAAAAUAUAAAUGUUAUUGAUUAUAAAUAUUUAAAUAUUGAAUUUUAAAGUGGCCGAUUUUUUAAAUGAAUCAAUGAUUGCCGAUUUCGAAUGAAUGUUAACUUCCGAUCACAAAUCGAUGACCUAUUUUUUUCCAUACAGACGCGAAAAAAUGAAAUUGAAGUAAAAACGAUGAACAAACAUUUAGAGAUACAUUGGAUUAGAAUGAAAUGAAAUAAAAUAAUUAAAUAUAUAGUAUUAUAAUGUUUAUUGUAUAACUUUAUAAGUAAAAUAAAAACCAAUAUGCUAGUUUUUCAUCGCAUUACUGGAUAAAUAUGUACUCGUUAUUGUAAUACGCGAUUUAAAUGAUAACGAACACGUAAAUCAAUACACUUAUGAAUAAAUAAAAUAACAACAAAAAUAAUUAAAGAAAACUCGUUCUCGCAUGUAUCCAAGUGGUCGAUCUGUCUUUAAAAAAGUAUAAAGUGUCUGUAUAUUUAGAUAAAUAAAAUUUUUUAAUAAUC
This is a messenger RNA of Cotesia glomerata, 5017 nucleotides long. RefSeq names its product protein Tob1-like. Lineage: Eukaryota; Metazoa; Arthropoda; Insecta; Hymenoptera; Braconidae. Gene Ontology annotation, molecular function: transcription corepressor activity. Gene Ontology annotation, cellular component: cytoplasm; nucleus. The transcript is spliced from 3 exons. Bases 698 to 1984 code for a protein of 428 amino acids. The record is from RefSeq and is a predicted model, not a curated record. Gene Ontology annotation, biological process: regulation of gene expression.